Brettanomyces bruxellensis is the source of this 702-nucleotide messenger RNA. RefSeq lists its product as uncharacterized. Gene Ontology annotation, cellular component: Golgi apparatus; endoplasmic reticulum membrane; late endosome membrane. Gene Ontology annotation, biological process: vesicle fusion; endoplasmic reticulum to Golgi vesicle-mediated transport. Bases 1 to 702 code for a protein of 233 amino acids. Gene Ontology annotation, molecular function: SNARE binding; SNAP receptor activity. The record is from RefSeq and is a predicted model, not a curated record. The transcript is spliced from 2 exons. Lineage: Eukaryota; Fungi; Ascomycota; Pichiomycetes; Pichiales; Pichiaceae.
AUGGUAACACAACAGCUCAGAAAGGAUAUUGCAGCUUUCGAGAAAGAUCCAAAAGCCGCCCCUCCGUCUUUAAUUGGACAGAUCACAACCACUUCCAACAGUCUCAGUCGGACACUCAAGGAUUUUUCAGAUUAUAUAGAAAAACAGACCUUGAGUCUCAACGAGGCCCAAAAGGCAAAGAACAAGAGCAGGUUGCAGACUCUACGGCAGGAGUAUACCGAAUACAAGCAGAAAAUAGACAGUUUGCGAAAGCAGAGAGAGGAAGCACUGGCUGAGGCAAAUAGAAGCCGACUUUUUUCAAAUACAUCCACUGCCAUCUCUGAUAAUCCGUAUGAUGAAAGCAACAUGACCUCCAGGCAAUCACAUGCUGUGUCACAGGGCGAGCAGACCCAGAUCAAUGCAUCAUCCGGCAUGUCAAUGACAGACGGCCUCUAUAAAGAGCAGACAUCCUUAGAGCGCUCUAAUCAGCAACUAGACGAUAUUCUAGACAUGGGAAGACAGGCAUUUGAUGAUUUGGUGCAGCAGAAUGAGAUGGUGGGCAAAAUGAGGGACCGCAUGAGCUCGUCUUUGGAGACGAUGGGUGUUUCGAGGGCUACGAUAAGAAAAAUCGACAAGAAGGCUUUUGAAGAUAAGUGGAUAUUUUACAUAGGGGCGGCGCUGACUUUUUUGAUCAUGUACUUGAUAUGGCACUACUUAGGAUGA